AUGGAUGACUCCACGGAAAGGGAGCAGUCCCGCCUUUCCUCUCGCCUCAAGCAGGGAGAAGAAAUGAAAGUGGAGGAGUGUGUUCCCCUCCUCCUGCAGCAGGAAAGCCCCUCUGUCUGCCUCUCCAGAGAUGGCAAGCUGCUGGCCGUGGCCUUGCUGCUGGCCCUGCUGUCCUGCAGCCUCUCGGUGGUGUCUCUCUACCGGGUGGCCGCCCUGCAGGCGGAUCUGCUGAGCCUCCGGGCAGCAGUGCAGGGCCACCAGGCGGAGCAGCUGCCUGCGCGCCCUGGGUCAGGAGCAGCAGCCCCCAAGGCCACCCUGGGGGAAGCUCCAGCUGUCACCGCGGGACUGAAAGGCAUCUUGGCACCAGCAGCUCCAGGAGAGAGCAACUCCAGUUGGAGCAGCAGGAAGAAGCGUGCCAUUGAGGGUAUGGAAGAGACAGUCAUUCAAGACUGCUUACAACUGAUUGCAGACAGUGACACACCGAUCAUACGAAAAGGGUCUUACACAUUUGUUCCAUGGCUUCUCAGCUUUAAAAGAGGAAGAGCCCUAGAAGAAAAAGAGAAUAAAAUAGUGGUCAAAGAAACCGGUUACUUCUUCAUAUACGGUCAGGUCUUGUACACCGACAACACCUUUGCCAUGGGGCACCUGAUUCAGAGGAAGAAGGUCCACGUCUUCGGGGACGAACUGAGUCUGGUGACUUUGUUCCGAUGCAUUCAAAACAUGCCGGAGACACUACCCAAUAAUUCCUGCUAUUCAGCUGGCAUUGCAAAGCUGGAGGAGGGAGACGAACUUCAACUUGCAAUACCACGAGAAAACGCACAGAUAUCGCGAGAUGGAGAUGGCACUUUCUUCGGUGCACUGAAGCUGCUGUGACCUGCUCUCCUCUCUUUCUCUUCACCUCCACCGGGAAAACACUUAGCGGAAGGAACAAGCAGUAGUCACCGCAGCCUGCCCUGCGAGCUAUUUGUUUUGGUUUGCUGAAACUAGUCCAAAACAGGAAAUUUAACAGACAACCACAGCCAGAGACUGUCAUGUGAAUUACGAGAAAUAAAGCCCAUUUAAGGAAAGAUAGAAAGACAUGCCACUAUCAUUCCACAUUGAACAACUGAGUCAUGGCUUCCUGUCUGGGAGGAAGCGCAGAGCUGGAAGGGGAGGGGAUGGUUCCUUCCAAAGCGGGAUUCCACAGUUUCCAAUGGCAGGAGUGCCCACAUCUGGGGGCCAUCAAGGUAUCCAUGGGGAAUCUCAGGAUUUGUUCUUUACUGCUUUAUUAACUAUGUCCCUUUCCUUGUCAGUUAACAUUUUAGAAGUAAAAGUAAAGGCAGAUUUCUAGAAACCGUGCAUCAAGUGCACAAAUGAAUGAUUACAGGCUUAAAUUUUGAAACUCAAACUGUUGAACUGACAGCAGGAUACUAUUUAUGUCGUUUAGGACUUACGUUGUCAUUUUUACGAGUUUACCCGAACAUUUUUCACAGGAGGGAAGACUUUCCUCAUCUGUCUGUUUAUGUGCGUUUCUCACAUUGAGUUUCAGCUACUUCAGAAGUUUUAGUGGAGGACAAUUCCAGUUUAUGCAUAGAAAGCAUAUAUUGGAAAAUAAUUGCUCUUCUUAUGAUAACGCAAUAUGGUUUCUCUUUAUUUCCUGUUUUUCUGUUUCAAACGGCUGCUAUGAUAGUUCACAUGGCCCAGACUGUCUUUAAAAAAAUCCCAUUACUGCGAUACAAAAGCUGAGGUUGAUUGAACUUCUUAGCACCCUGAACUCUGCAAGGGCCAUGCUCUCUUACAGACAUCAUGCUAGCUCAGACGCCAUAAUCCUGACUUUCAUUUCGUAAAGAAUCGUACUUGAGAGCUGUAGUCCUGACCUUUGGUAACAUCCCUUGCUUUGCUUGUCUUAUUUCCUGUGUCAGCAGGUUUUUGCACUAAACAGUAGAUGGAAAAAUAGACCCCAGUCUACACUAAUUGUCCCAUCUACUUUUACAAUAUUUUUAAGAUAUACUUUUCAAAACACAGAACAUGAUUUAAAUUUUGUGUCUAGAAUCAAACUUGUUUAAAUCUAUCAUUCUUGCUUUUUGGU
Lepus europaeus (European hare) is the source of this 2068-nucleotide messenger RNA. It is a transcript of the gene TNFSF13B, whose product is annotated as TNF superfamily member 13b. The record is from RefSeq and is a predicted model, not a curated record. Gene Ontology annotation, biological process: immune response. Gene Ontology annotation, cellular component: membrane. Gene Ontology annotation, molecular function: receptor ligand activity; tumor necrosis factor receptor binding. Bases 1 to 873 code for a protein of 290 amino acids. The transcript is spliced from 6 exons. Lineage: Eukaryota; Metazoa; Chordata; Mammalia; Lagomorpha; Leporidae.